Molecule: messenger RNA, 1335 nt
Organism: Gigantopelta aegis
Lineage: Eukaryota; Metazoa; Mollusca; Gastropoda; Neomphalida; Peltospiridae
Product: unconventional myosin-Ic-like
Biological process (GO): vesicle transport along actin filament; actin filament organization
Cellular component (GO): microvillus; cytoplasm; plasma membrane
Molecular function (GO): microfilament motor activity; actin filament binding; ATP binding
Source: RefSeq, a predicted model, not a curated record
AUGGAGAGUGCAUUAGUGAGUAGAGAUCGUAUGGGUUUGCAGGACUUUGUCCUCUUAGAAGACUAUCAGAACGAAGAUGCCUUCUUAGAAAACCUGCAGAAAAGAUUUAAAAGAACUUAUUUUUUUUAACAGACCUACAUUGGAUCUGUGUUGGUGUCCGUUAAUCCAUCAGGCAUCGAUAUUUACGAUAUUGGUACCAUGGAAACAUACCGAGGUGUUAAUUUCUAUGAAUUGCCACCACAUUUCAGUUUUGCUAUUUCUGAUACGGCAUACCGAGCAAUGAGAGACGAAGGUAGAGAUCAAUGUAUCUUUGAUAUCAGGGAGAGUGGAGCUGAAAAACAGAGGCAAGUAAAAAAAAUCCUACAAUAUUUGGCUCAAUGCAGUGGCCACAAAGGAGAAGUAGACAGAGUAAAAGAUCGUCUAUUACAAUCAAAUCCAGUGUUGGAAGUAUCUUUUGGAAAUGCUAAAACUAAUCAUAAUGAUACAUCUCGUUUUGGAAAGUACAUGGAUAUUCAGUUUGAUUUUAAAGGUGCUCCUGUUGGUGGACAUAUUAAAAAUUAUUUAUUGGAGAAGUCUCGCGUUAUUUACCAACAAAAUGGAGAGAGAAACUUUCACAUUUUUUAUCAGUUGCUUCAAGCUGACUCCACCCUCCUUAACGAGCUUGGUCUUAAGUCUUCUGCUGAUGAUUAUCACUUUCUCUCUCAGUUAUUUCAAUGCCCUCAAGAGAAAUUGGACACUGCUUUGACUAACCGAUCAAUUGAAGCUAGACAAGAGAAGCUUAUCUCUCCUUUAACAGUGGAACAGGCAUCUUAUUGUCGUGAUGCAUUAGCUAAAGCUGUUUAUGAAAGAAUGUUUAAUUGGUUGGUAAAGAGAUUGAAUUCAUCAUUAGAGGACAAGAGCAAAUUUAGAAAGACAGUAAGGGGUUUGUUGGACAUUUAUGGAUUUGAAAUAUUUGAACUUAAUUCAUUUGAACAAUUUUGUAUCAACUACUGUAAUGAGAAAUUACAGCAACUGUUUAUUGAACUUACGAAAAUAGAACAAGAAGAAUAUCUCAAUGAAGGAAUUAAGUGGGAGCCUGUGGAAUAUUUUAACAACAAAAUUAUCUGUGAUCUUGUGGAAGAAAAGCACAGGGGUAUCAUUGCUGUAUUGUCAGAUGAAGAAUGUCUCCGCCCAGGUGAUGUCUCGGACCAAACCUUUUUUACUAAGUUAACAGCUGUGGUAGGCACUCAUGUUCAUUUUAUUACGUACGUCACACCCUCCAUGGACGCAAGACAAUUGAACGGGGACCAGUUUCGUUUGAGGCACUACGCUGGAGAUGUGACCUAUAAAUAUUGA